Messenger RNA from Mixia osmundae IAM 14324, 1240 nucleotides. RefSeq lists its product as uncharacterized. The coding region runs from base 459 to 893 and encodes 144 amino acids. The transcript is spliced from 3 exons. The record is from RefSeq and is a predicted model, not a curated record. Lineage: Eukaryota; Fungi; Basidiomycota; Mixiomycetes; Mixiales; Mixiaceae.
CCAUGAGCGCAUCAGCUCUCUCACAUUCCCAACUCACGCAGGCCGCCGCUAGUGUCAAGAAGGUCUCAUCAUCUGUUGCCUGUCUGCGACAGCUCCUAAGCCGAGCGGAUCGAAUCAAUCGACAUGUCCAAGUCUGCGGUUAUUCAGGUUUGUAUCGGCUCAAGAUGCAGGCACAUCGAUGCACGCCACGAAGAGUCUUUCGUAUGCCUUGGUCGAGCGCUGGUCAUGCAACUGACAUGCGCAGCCCUUCAGCCCCGUCCUGAGCUCCUUGACGGAUUCAAACCCUCCUGCCGAACCAGCUAGACCAACCAGGCUGUCGCGGACAGCGUGGCCAAUAUACCCUGCAUGAUUGAUGCCUGAGGUCUCUUUUCCCGUAUGUGACAGGAGUGCCCAUCGCCGAGUCUCAGUUGAUCCGUCGUUCUGCGGAUCAAGAUGAAACCUUGCGGCGAAGACGUGUCAUGUCGCUGACGACAUUCUGUCUGUACUUAUAUCGCCGUUUGCAGCUGCGUCCCGUGGGCAACAUGCACUACACGAUAGCUCUCUUCGCGCUUUGGACGCUCAUUUCUGGAGCACUUGCCGACACGCGUACGGUCCUACUGAAGGAGGGCUGGGCAGUCUUGUCUUGUACGCAAGCUGGUGCUCUCGGACUGCUUCAGCCCUGCAGUCAUCAUACAGAUUUCUAUGCCACCGACGCUGGCACCCUGAAAGGCGGCCCCGAAAACGGCGAUCAGUUCUGCAUGGAUCCCGAGGGCAACGACAGCUCGGAGCCCAUAAAGGUCACUCCACUGACGUCUGGCGGUUCGUGUGACGGGAAGAAAGUCUCGAUUCGAGCUGGUCUUGCAAGCGACGCUGGAGAUCGUCAUCAUCAUUCCAGUGCGCACAGCAUCCAUUAGAGCAAGCGGCGCCAGUCACAGACGAGUCCAUUUGACUGUCAGAGCAGAUUGUGCUGAGCAGAGCAUGAUGUACAAAGGCACCGUUGCAUUGUUUGUAUACGAACCUCACAUCCGGCAAAUGAAUCGGACAACGCCACGAACGUGAACACGAUAGCUUAGCGAGGUUGGUAUAACGCGCGGGGCAGAAUCGGACGGCACACCCGAUGCGGAAUUCUCCAAGAGAUUGUCUUGGAAUUGAUGCACGCAGAAAGAAGUCAAAGCGGCGAGGAGUGUCUCGCGAUUACUGCAACUGAGUGUUUUCGCGCGAGUCGAUUUGAGGAGCUCAUAUCUCGCUGAGCGUUCCGCCC